UUGUUGUCAUUUUUCCUAUUGUCAAAUCGUAAAUUUCCCUUUUUACAUGAUCGCAAAAAGAAAAUAAAAUGAUAAUCAUUCUUAUAACGUAAAGAAACAAUUUUUCUGCUAAUUGUAAAUUCGUACUUUUAUAGUUCCGUCUACAAACUCACAAUGGAGGAUGUACUGGAUGAAGUAGUUUCGUCGGAAGAUUUGCAGAAGUUCGAGAAAGUGUUCCACGAGCAGCUGCACCAGGGGAAGGUGACUCACAAGGCGCAGUUCGAGUACGCCUGGUGCCUCGUCCGGAGCAAAUAUCCGACAGAUAUAAGAAAGGGUAUCCUCCUUCUGAAAGAGUUAUUCAACUCCCACUCUGAAGGUAAAAGAGACUACUUGUUCUACCUCUCGAUCGGCAAUGCUCGGAUCAAAGAGUACAACAAGGCUCUACACUAUGUGAAGGCAUUCCUGGAGAUAGAGCCAGCCAACCAACAGGUCCUGGCUUUAGAGCGUCAGAUCAACAAGCGCAUGGAGAAGGAGGGCCUCAUCGGCAUGGCGGUGGCGGGCGGCGCGGUGCUGGCGCUGGGCGGGCUGGUCGGACUCGGCAUAGCUCUGGCCAGCAAGAAAUAGCAUUGGGCCUUUGUAAUGAAUUCCCUGGUUGGUAUUCAUUAUCUUCUCAACAAGCGGAAGGAGAAAAAGGAUUAAUAGGUGUUCUCCCGAAUUAUAUUUAGAAAAAACACCACAAAUUCACUAUAUAAAACACAGCUUUAGAUAAUAAUAAUAAUAUACUAAAUGUUUUUUGUACAAACACUCCCUGGUUGAUAGAAUGUAAUAAAUGCGAACUUAAAAAUGCAGUUGCUUUUUGGACACUGUUUAGUUUAGAUUAGUUACUUCAGCCAAAAAAUAUUAGUCUAGCUAUUCUAUGUAAGCAUAAUUUAAAAUUAUAUUGUAUAUGUGUAGUUUAUUUAAUUUCCUAUGAAAUCUAGGCACUUAUUUAAUAGAUUUAAGGGCAUGUGAUGAUAUAAUUAAUGAUUUUGUUAAACAAUUCCAUGAAAUAAAUAUUUUUUUUCGAUUGAAAUAGA
Molecule: messenger RNA, 1055 nt
Organism: Plutella xylostella (diamondback moth)
Lineage: Eukaryota; Metazoa; Arthropoda; Insecta; Lepidoptera; Plutellidae
Gene: Fis1
Product: Mitochondrial fission 1 protein
Biological process (GO): mitochondrial fragmentation involved in apoptotic process; mitochondrial fission; peroxisome fission
Cellular component (GO): mitochondrial outer membrane; peroxisomal membrane
Molecular function (GO): protein binding
Source: RefSeq, a predicted model, not a curated record